Messenger RNA from Musa acuminata AAA Group (dessert banana), 1788 nucleotides. Its product is annotated as pentatricopeptide repeat-containing protein At2g27800, mitochondrial. The record is from RefSeq and is a predicted model, not a curated record. Gene Ontology annotation, molecular function: protein binding. Lineage: Eukaryota; Viridiplantae; Streptophyta; Magnoliopsida; Zingiberales; Musaceae. The coding region runs from base 268 to 1485 and encodes 405 amino acids. The transcript has a single exon.
UAUCCCCAUCCCCAUCAAUAUGGGCCGAUCCCGUUCGGCCCAAAUAGGCUUCCGGUAUAGUGACUGAAGACCAAUUAAGAAUCCGGACCAUAUUGUACCCCGUAUAGUCACUUCUCUGAGUCGAUCCCAUCCGGCCCAAAAAAGAUCUGGCCGAUAUUGUACCCCGUAUAAUCACUUCCUGACCUCCUCAGGGCUGCUUUACAUCUAUCGAUCUGGUACCCAAAUCCAUGCCGGUCCGCUGAUCGCCGCCGGUUUCGACCCGCCUCGAUGACGAUGCUCCGGCUUCUCAUCCUCCAUCGCAGUCGGCGUCUCCGCUGCCCGACCACUAUCAUCAGUCCCGGCAUCACCGCCGCCUCCAAUUUCUCCAACCAUGGCGAAAGCCUCGCCCUAGCGCUCCGAUAUCCAGGGUUUGCGUGCACCUCAUCCACCUUUUCCACGGCCGGCGAUGCUCGGAGGCGCCGCAGGAGGCGGACGAAGCCGCCGCCCGUGGACCAGUCCCUGCUCGACCUCGCCGUCUCCCGGCUGCCCCCUCGCUUCUCAGCUCCCGACCUCGCCGAUGCCCUCGCCUGCCUCCCUGACCCCCGCCUGUGCCCCCACCUCUUCUCCUGGGCCAUGGACCGCCACCGCCGCCGCCUCACCGCCGACCACUCCCCCUUCCUCGCGGCCGUGAAGCGUCUCGGCGCCGCCCGCCUCUACCGCGACAUGGACGCCGUCGCCUCCCUGGUCCUCGCCCUUCCCUUUUCUCUCCCCCCCGCCGAACCCCACCUCAACACCCUCCUCUACUUCUACGCCGAGGCUCGCAUGCUCCCCAAGGCCGUCCACGUCUACACCCGCAUGCGCGCCUCCCCGGACCCCGCUGCCCACCCCACCGCCGCCACCUACAACCUCCUCUUCGCCGCCAUGCUCGGCCACGACGACGCCAGCUCCUACAUCCACCACGUCCACAUGGGCACCGUCCGCCUACUCUUCCGCCAGAUGGUCGACGCCGGCAUCGCGCCCGACCGCCUCGCCCUCAAUGCCAUUGUCAAGGGCUACGCCCAGUCGCUGCACCUCAACGACGCGCUCCGGGUGUUCCACCAGAUGGGGCCGGUGCACGGGUGCGAGCCCGACGAGCACACGUACAGCCUCCUGGUGCACGGGCUGUGCGCGCAGGGGAGAACGCGGAACGCGCGGGAGCUGUUCGUGGAAAUGCGGGGGAAGGGGAUGGUGCCGAGCAGGCGAGCGUGCAACUCGCUCGUCUGCGCGCUGGCGUUGGCGGGGGAGACACGGGACGGGGAGGAGGUGAUGUGGGGGGUGGCGCGGGUGGGGAGGGCGCCCGACCUGAUCACCUGCAGGACGCUGCUGGAGGAGAUUUGCCGGCAGGGGAGGGUGGGGGAAGCGAUGGAGCUGCUGAGGAAGAUGGGGGAGGAGGAGUUGGUGGACGGCCGGAUACAACGGGAGCUCCAGCACGGGAUCGAGGAUGAGUUCGGAGACUUGGAUGCUUAGGAGGAAUUGAGACGUGAGAGGUGAUAUGAUUGAGGUAUCGCCCAGUUUGGGAAAAGGAAGAGGGGAGUUGUGGGAUCGAGUCAACCCUGGGAAGUAUCAGGGCUGAUGCCGCCUCUCUGUGACUAGAUGAGUUGGCCUCGUAGUCGCACACAUUAGCUUGGCGGGAGACCACGUCAGCCUUGGCAGUCUCAACCAAAGCAUCCACCAAGAAGUAUAUGCAGAUGCCGAAAGGAGUUUAUUGUUAUCAUGCCAAUAAAGCGUUUUAUUCGGUCAUACAGGAAAAUAAAUGAUAGUUUACUCGUG